This is a messenger RNA of Paramecium pentaurelia, 855 nucleotides long. Lineage: Eukaryota; Ciliophora; Oligohymenophorea; Peniculida; Parameciidae. The record is from the annotation of a GenBank genome assembly.
AUGAAAUAAAUUAUAGGAGAAUUGUAAGGGCAUUCAAAACCAAUUUUAUUUUAUUAAUAAGAUAAACAAAAUAUAGAUUUAUUGAUAAGUGCAGCUGAAGAUGAAAAAAUUAUUAUAUGGGAUUUGUAAAAGAAUUCAAUAUUAUAUUAAAAAUAAUGCGAAAAUGGUAUACCAUCAGCUAUAGCUAUAAAUUAUCCAUUUUAUGCAUUAUCUUAUAAAAAGGACGGUAAAACAAGAAUAGAAAAUGCUAAAGAAUAAAAGGAUUCUAUAAUAUUAACAAGAAACAUGAGGGAAGUAUUUUUUUUGGAAUUUUAUAAAGAUAAAUUUAUUAUUAUUGGAAGUCAUGAUCUAAAUAUAAGUAUUUGGGAUUAUGAUAAAUAAAUUAUUGUUAAAGCAAUAAAAGUUGAACCUAUUUAAGAUUUAUUAUUAAAUAUUUAUUAACCAGAAUAGUUAAUACACAUUUCAUAUGCUGGGAUUAUUAAAUUUAUCAAUUUGGUAAAAAAUAAAGUAGAAAAUUCUUUUAUGGUAAGAGGAGCAUAUGAGAUACAAUUAUCAUAAGAUAAAUUGUUUAAAAUUGUUACUUCUAUGGGACCUCCUUCUAAAUUUGUAUUAUUGAAUAAUAAAAAUAAAAUAUUAAGAAUAUAUUUUUAAAGAAUUCCUUCAUCUAAUUUAAUAUUUUCAAAGAUUAAUAAUGACAUUUAUUUUAAAAAGUUAAACUUGCUUUGUAAACUUGAUAUUAAGACUUGGUAAGAAACAAUUCUUUUUAAUUUAUCACCUGAUGAAUAUAUUGAUAUUUUAAGAUAAGGAGAAUUAUUAAUAACUAAAUUAGAGAAAUUAAUCAGAAUAAAAGUAUGA